Messenger RNA from Vairimorpha ceranae, 249 nucleotides. RefSeq lists its product as hypothetical. The coding region runs from base 1 to 249 and encodes 82 amino acids. NCBI's taxonomy places the organism in Eukaryota, Fungi, Microsporidia, Nosematidae. The transcript has a single exon. The record is from RefSeq and is a predicted model, not a curated record.
AUGGAACGAACUACCACAAAUAUAGGCUACUCAAAGAAGAACCUUAAAAAAUACAAAAACAAUAAAAUUAUUUACUUUUUAUUAGAAACCAACUUUCGUUUUGGUUACCUGACACGGGGCUAUAACAAAAAAGAAGAUUUCUUUAUGAAGCAUUUUUGUUGUUAUAUUUCUCUUUCCAACAGAUUGAAUGCAAUUAUUUCGAUAGUUAGGCGCAUUGCCGUGGCUAUACUUUUUUAUUCGUUCCUUUGA